Messenger RNA from Meleagris gallopavo (turkey), 496 nucleotides. The record is from RefSeq and is a predicted model, not a curated record. NCBI's taxonomy places the organism in Eukaryota, Metazoa, Chordata, Aves, Galliformes, Phasianidae.
UCUCGUUAUGGGGGUGGUCUCAUCAUUGGGGUGGUCUCAUCAUUGGGGUGGUCUCGUUAUGGGGGUGGUCUCAUCAUUGGGGUGGUCUCAUUAUGGGGGUGGUCUCAUCAUGGGGGUGGUCUCAUUGUGGGGCUGGUCUCAUCAUGGGGGUGGUCUCGUUAUGGGGGUGGUCUCACCGCUGGGGUGGUCUCAUUAUGGGGGUGGUCUCACCACUGGGGUGGUCUCGUUAUGGGGUGGUCUCAUUAUGGGGUUUGUCCCUGUAGGAUUUCUGACACGGGAGGAGCGGCGCCGGCUGGACGCCCUGCGUUCACCCUACAACAAAUUCUGGGUGCCCUGCGUGUGGUUUGGGGCGCUGGCAGGGCAGGCACGGCGCGAGGGGAGAGUGCGUGAUGACUGCACCCUAAAGCUGCUGAUGGAGGAGCUGAACCGAUUUCGGGCCAACUGCAGCCUCCUCUUCCACUACGACUGGAUCAGCGUCCCCCUGGUGUACACACAG